AUGAGGUUGAACCUCAACAAAUGUGUUUUCGGCGCGGGCUCUGGAAAAUUCUUGGGCUUCAUGAUUAGCCAACGAGGCAUUGAAGCUAACCCCGAGAAGAUCAAAGCAAUCAUGGACAUGAAAGAACCAGCAACCUCAAAAGAUAUCCAGAGCCUUAUUGGCAAGGUAGCAGCCUUGACCAGGUUCAUUUCUAAGGCCACAGAUAAAUGCAGUCCUUUUUUCAAAGCACUUAUGGGAAGCAAGAGGUACAUUACGUGGACUGAUGAAUAUACCGAAACAUUUAAGAACCUCAAGGAGUACAUGAGUAAAGCCUAUAUGCUUUCCAAACCUGAAGUUGGCGACACCCUAAUUGUCUAUCUUAUUGAACGACCUGUCUACUACGCUAGUAAGGCUCUACAAGAUGCAGAGACACGAUACUUCAACACUGAGAAAUUAGCUUUAGCAUUAGUCAUGUUUGCUUGGAAACUUCGCCCCUACUUCCAAGCAUACUCCAUCAUCGUGCUUACUAGUCAUCCCUUUCGACAAAUACUUCAGAGUCUUGACACUUCAGGGCGAAUGAUCAAAUGGGCAAUAACACUGGAAGAGUUUGACAUCUCCUACCACCCAAAGCCAGCUGAGAAGGGCCAAGCAGUUGUAGAUUUCAUCGUCGAAUUCACUUAUCCUGUUGACAUUUCUCCUACACCUAAGGCAGUGGCUUCAUCACCCUCAGAAGCCUGGAAGGUAGAACCAACACUCCCAGUAUGGACUCUAUAUAUUGAUGGCUCAUCCAACCAACAGGGUUGUGGAGCAGGACUAGUCCUGACUACCCCCGACAAAGUGGCAAUGGAGUAUGCUUUUCGCUUCAAAUUCAAGGUGUCAAACAAUGAGGCCAAGUAUGAGGCCUUUUUAGCAGGCUUACGUUUGGCCAAACACCUUGGAAUUAAACAAAUUAAUAUCUUCAGUGACUCUCAAAUGGUGGUUAACCAGGUCACGAACAACUUUGACGCCAAGGAUAACUCCAUGGCAGCGUAUCUUGCGCAAACGCAGCUUUUGCUCAAGCACUUCCACUACCAGAUCACUCUAGUCCCUCGAGCAGCAAACAGUUAUGCAGACGCUUUGGCUCGCCUCGCCUCAGCAGUGGAAGACAGGAUUGGGAGAAAAAUUCAUGUCGAAUUGUUGGCAGCACCAAGCACCAUAGUCGUAGAAGUGUGCAACUUGCAACAAGGUGAUAGCUGGAUCACCCCGAUUUAUAAAUUCCUUGCUCAUGGCACCCUCCCAAAUGAUAAAGUCCAAGCUACGCAGAUUCGAUACAAGUCUACCCGCUACCUAAUCAUUAAUGACCAACUCUACAAGCAAGGUUUUAACCUACCAUACUUACGAUGCCUCACAUCUGCGGAAGCGGAAAUUAUCCUUCGAAAAAUACAUGAAGGAGUCUGCGGAGAUUAUGCUGGAUCUCGAUCCCUAGCACACAAGGCUUUUCGUCAAGGAUAUUACUGGCCAACACUCCACCACAAUGCCAUCAGAAUAUCUCGCUCAUAUGAUAAGUGUCAAACAUACGCAACUAUUCAUCACUCCCCUCCCGAGCCUCUUACUCCUAUGAUCAGCCCUUGGCCUUUCGCCCAAUAG
Pyrus x bretschneideri (Chinese white pear) is the source of this 1605-nucleotide messenger RNA. RefSeq lists its product as uncharacterized. Gene Ontology annotation, molecular function: nucleic acid binding; RNA-DNA hybrid ribonuclease activity. The transcript has 2 exons. The record is from RefSeq and is a predicted model, not a curated record. Bases 1 to 1605 code for a protein of 534 amino acids. Lineage: Eukaryota; Viridiplantae; Streptophyta; Magnoliopsida; Rosales; Rosaceae.